Messenger RNA from Gossypium raimondii (Peruvian cotton), 1857 nucleotides. RefSeq names its product probable beta-1,3-galactosyltransferase 1. Gene Ontology annotation, molecular function: hexosyltransferase activity. NCBI's taxonomy places the organism in Eukaryota, Viridiplantae, Streptophyta, Magnoliopsida, Malvales, Malvaceae. Gene Ontology annotation, cellular component: Golgi membrane. The transcript has 11 exons. The record is from RefSeq and is a predicted model, not a curated record. Bases 223 to 1569 code for a protein of 448 amino acids.
GUCUACAUUUAUCCAUUGUACUCUCUCUCUUUCUCUUGUCUCUUUGAGGUUGGAGAGAGAGAGAGAGAGUUUCAUUAAAAAAAACCAGGCCCUUAAACUGUUGAUGUCUUGUCCUUUCUGAAUCUGUUUCUGGGUUUUCUUUUCUCUCUUCCAAAUUUCCAUCGUUGUAUAUAAAUUUACGUUCUUUCGUGGGAGAAAGAUAUUGACUUUUUAAAGAAUAAAAUGUUUGUUAAGAGUAGAGGGGAGCAUGCUUCAAAGCAUGUUUUACCGAAGAACUUGGCUCUCUUGCUUUGUUUCGCUAGCUUCUGUGCUGGAAUGUUCUUCAGCAAUAGGACGUGGAUGGUGCCUGAUGCUAAGGGCAUUCCGUGGACAUCCAGAACUGGGGGUAAACAAUUUGUGGAUUAUGAUCCAAACAUUGUUUUGAAGAAUGAAGGCAAUAACUCAGGAGACAUUUCAGGGUCCCAACACUCUAUUCUGACCAUGGAUAAAGCCAUUUCAGAUUUGGAGAUAAAAUUGAUGGCUUCUAGGGCCGAACGUGAGACAAUUCAGAAAGACCCUAUGAUAUCUGAAGGCGUGAAGAAUAUAGAAUCGACUUUAAAAAGGAAAUAUUUUAUGGUUAUAGGAAUCAAUACGGCUUUUAGUAGUCAUAAGCGGAGAGAUUCAGUACGUGCGACUUGGAUGCCUCAAGCUGAGAAGCGAAAAAAAUUAGAGGAAGAAACGGGUAUCAUCAUAAGAUUUGUUAUAGGUCACAGUUCAACGUCAGGUGGCAUUCUUGAUAAAGCCAUUGAAGCUGAAGAAAAGGUGCAUGGAGACUUUUUGAGAUUGCAGCAACAUGUUGAGGGCUACCUGGAGUUGUCAGCCAAGACAAAAACUUAUUUUGCCACUGCUGUUUCCUUGUGGGAUGCAGAAUUUUAUGUCAAAGUUGAUGAUGAUAUUCAUGUGAAUCUAGCAACACUUGGUGUGACUUUAGCUAGGCAUAGCAAGAAACCCCGAGUUUAUAUCGGCUGCAUGAAGUCGGGUCCUGUUCUUGCUCGAAAGGGAGUGAAAUACCAUGAACCUGAGUACUGGAAAUUUGGUGAGGUUGGGAACAAAUAUUUUCGACAUGCUACUGGACAACUGUAUGCUAUAUCCAAAGAUUUGGCUACUUACAUAUUCAUAAAUCAGAAGCUGGUCCAGUUACUCAACGAAGCUUUAGUUCUAGUUGUGCGGUGCAUGUGUUCAAAUCGAAGCUCUAAUUUCAUAUAUUUGUUAAUGCCUCCAGUGAUAAUAGUUAUGCUCUGUCUCAGGAAUGUACUGCAUAAAUAUGCUAAUGAAGAUGUUUCUUUGGGAGCUUGGUUUAUUGGUUUGGAUGUGGAGCAUGUGGAUGAUAGGAGACUCUGCUGUGGUACUCCACCAGAUUGUGAAUGGAAAGCUCAAGCUGGUAAUAUCUGUGCUGCUUCAUUUGACUGGAGGUGCAGUGGGAUUUGCAGGUCUGUGGAGAGGAUUAUGGAGGUCCAUGAACGUUGUGGUGAAGACAAGAAUGCUUUAUGGAGCGCAAACUUUGUGCAAACGAUAAGAACUUCUUCCUGAGGAAAAAUACACACAAGAAAUCCAGCAUAGAGAUGCUUUUUUUUUUACCCUUUUUAUACUUCUUUCCCCUUUCCCCACAUUUAUAUUGCAUCCAUAGGUGUAUACGAAUGUGUAGUAGUAUACCAUGCUAAAGAAAUGAAGAUACAACUGCCUAACCUCAUGGUGGGGGGCUGGAUCGAAAGUUUUUUGCCAUGGUGAUGAGAUCUAUAUAAUAUACGUCUAAUCUUUGUAGGCAGCAUAUUGCUGCUUACUACUCAAUAAAAAUCAAUAUUAAUGCUUAUUUAUAUA